Messenger RNA from Parastagonospora nodorum SN15, 336 nucleotides. RefSeq lists its product as hypothetical. Bases 1 to 336 code for a protein of 111 amino acids. The transcript is spliced from 3 exons. The record is from RefSeq and is a predicted model, not a curated record. Lineage: Eukaryota; Fungi; Ascomycota; Dothideomycetes; Pleosporales; Phaeosphaeriaceae.
AUGCCUCUUCCGCGCCCCGCUGUGAUGCUGCAAAUUCCUCAGAUUGUAGCGUCGCACCAAUCCGAGAUUCAUUGUCUGGUUAGCGGCUUGACGCAGGUCCACGAGACGAUCAACACCAGCAUUCCGCAGAAAAGCGGUGGCAGCGGGCCAAUUGCAGAGCGGUGCCUUAUCCUGAGCAUUGUCGAGGGAGUAACCUGGGCAAUAUCGUAUCGAGCAGGGAAAGGAAUUCAGCGUGCAGGUACAAUCGCUCCUGUUGCCUUUGUGGUCUCGGUCCAACUGCCCCUCCGUCGCGCGUGCCCCACCGCGCCCAAACUCUACCCACGAGACGCAUCAUAG